This is a messenger RNA of Neoarthrinium moseri, 651 nucleotides long. RefSeq lists its product as uncharacterized. Gene Ontology annotation, biological process: endoplasmic reticulum to Golgi vesicle-mediated transport. The coding region runs from base 1 to 651 and encodes 216 amino acids. NCBI's taxonomy places the organism in Eukaryota, Fungi, Ascomycota, Sordariomycetes, Amphisphaeriales, Apiosporaceae. Gene Ontology annotation, molecular function: COPII receptor activity. Gene Ontology annotation, cellular component: COPII-coated ER to Golgi transport vesicle; endoplasmic reticulum membrane; Golgi membrane. The transcript is spliced from 3 exons. The record is from RefSeq and is a predicted model, not a curated record.
AUGUGGAUUCUACCUCUGGUCGGAUAUCUCGGCUCCAUCGUGGGCUUCUGCUUUUUGACUCUGGCCAUCGCGUCUGGUCUCUACUAUCUCUCGGAGCUUGUCGAGGAGCAUACCGUGCUUGCGAAGCGGCUGUUGACACAACUGAUAUACGCCACCAUUGUGCUCCAGACCAUUCUAUGGCUGGUUGACGGCUUCCCGUUCGGGCUGACUGCCUUGAGCAUCGCCUCGCACGUUAUAUACCUGGGCAACAUGCGCCGCUUUCCCUUCGUGAGGCUGACAGACCCUCUGUUCGUCGUCUCUUGCGUCCUCGUGCUCGUGAACCACUACCUCUGGUUCCGCCACUUCUCUGCUGCACAAUCGCGCUCGUAUUCCCGCAUGGCCAAUAUCUACGACCAGCCAGAUGUCCCGUCCUUCACCGAGAUCGCCUCUUACUUCGGGCUUUGCGUGUGGCUGAUCCCGUUUGCCCUCUUCGUCAGCCUAUCUGCUAGCGAUAACGUACUCCCAACAAUGGGGACCGAACAGCCAUCGAAUGAUUCCGAUGGCAAGAGCAAGCGUCAAAGCAUUGUCAAAGUUGGAGUGGAUUACGUCCUCAGUGGCAUUGGAGAGGUUAGCCGGAUGGCGGGAUGGAAAAGGCCGGAAGACCGUUUUUGA